This is a messenger RNA of Puntigrus tetrazona (Sumatra barb), 1219 nucleotides long. RefSeq names its product myosin, light chain 12, genome duplicate 1 (gene myl12.1). The record is from RefSeq and is a predicted model, not a curated record. Bases 184 to 705 code for a protein of 173 amino acids. The transcript has 4 exons. NCBI's taxonomy places the organism in Eukaryota, Metazoa, Chordata, Actinopteri, Cypriniformes, Cyprinidae. Gene Ontology annotation, cellular component: cytoplasm. Gene Ontology annotation, molecular function: calcium ion binding.
ACGAAUUUCACGCGUGUCACGGCGCGUUUUGCGAAUCGUUAUGUUUCAUCCGGGACACCCCUCCAGUCUCGCGGUGUUUUGCGGAAGCGACGCUGAAAGCCGGAAGUUUGGGCGGUGGUUGAACGCGGCUGGAAACCGUCGAUCUCGUUUGUUCGCUUGCAGGUAAAACCAAAUACAGCCAAAAUGUCGAGCAAAUGUCGCACCAAGGGAAAGAUUACCAAGAAACGUCCUCAGCGGGCGACCUCCAAUGUCUUCGCUAUGUUCGAUCAGUCGCAGAUUCAGGAGUUUAAGGAAGCGUUCAACAUGAUCGACCAGAACCGUGACGGUUUUAUUGACAAGGAGGAUCUUCACGACAUGCUGGCUUCUCUCGGGAAAAACCCGACGGAUGACUAUUUGGAGGCGAUGAUGACCGAAGCUCCCGGGCCCAUAAACUUCACUAUGUUUCUCACCAUGUUUGGGGAGAAGCUUAACGGCACGGACCCGGAGGAAGUCAUUCGUAAUGCGUUUGCCUGCUUUGACGAGGAAGGGACAGGCUUCGUCCAGGAGGACUACCUGAGAGAGCUGCUGACCACCAUGGGCGAUCGCUUCACAGACGAAGAGGUGGACGAGCUCUUCAGAGAAGCGCCGAUCGAUAAAAAGAGCAACUUCAACUACGUGGAGUUCACCCGUAUUCUGAAACACGGAGCCAAAGACAAAGACGAUUAAACCGAGCGCUCUUUAGUCGAGAGAAAACCCCCCCCCCUUAAACUCCAACAUACUGAAUGAAAACUCACUGGAAUAAGAUCCUGCUCACGGUCUAGAAUCACAGUUCAUGUCCCUCAUGGUUCGAGAUGUUCAAAUGCAAGAUUGAACCGUGCACUCUUUGUUUUGUUUUGUUUCGGUGGUGUUUAAAUAGUUUUUUUUCCUCAGGCUCGCACGCCGGUGUUUCGUUUUAAGCCAACUGGAACAAAUUCCUCUCGAUUGCAUCCCACCUCACUGCUUCCCGGUGAAAGUGUUGUAUAAGUACAGGGCUCUCGUGGAUCACGUGACCGCGACUUAGGUGUUUAUUACGGUAACUUUAAAGUACAUGGUUAGUCACACUCGGCAAGUCGUCUCGUUGUUGAUUCGGAUGAUGAAAAAUGUGAACGUGUUAAUGUUUAGAUGCAUUUGAUCUCAUUGCCUAACUUUUUACAUUUUAUAAUAUUAAAUAUUUUGAAUAAAUCUCUCUUAUUAAAACGUU